This is a messenger RNA of Colletotrichum phormii, 2502 nucleotides long. RefSeq lists its product as uncharacterized. The transcript has 2 exons. The record is from RefSeq and is a predicted model, not a curated record. Lineage: Eukaryota; Fungi; Ascomycota; Sordariomycetes; Glomerellales; Glomerellaceae. The coding region runs from base 385 to 2502 and encodes 705 amino acids.
AUGAGAGUUCCGCUAAAAAAGCCGGAGAAACGAGCGUGGCGAUCCUUUCUCCGUGAGGUGGAUCGUCAUGUUAGCCCAGACGCUUCCACCAGAAUAUCAUAAUGGAUCAUCGGCUAGUCAACCUUGUGGAAGGAAAUUUCCGAGUCAGGGCCCCAGGGUGAAGGUGGAUACUGUCGAAUACGAGCAAUGGCGCAACGCCCAUGGUGUUCCCUAAUUGGAUUGCCCGUCCGCUCGUAGGGUUUAAGGCUGGACAUGUUCUCAUGUGGGAGGCGAUCUGAAUGGAGACGCCAAUCUCGGUUCAUUUGAUCAACCUUCUUUACAAGCUUGCAGAUUAAUCUGGCCUUGCGGGCGCGCUCAGGGGGGGGGCAUUAUCACGUUCGAAAUAUGAAGGCCAACCUGUUCUUCUCAUCCAGCUGUGCUUCGCGCAUCUUGGCGGGGUCUGGCCACACUCGUCACGUCCUCAGGUACUGGGGCCUCGAGAUCUUCACCCUCUUCGUCGCAAUCUGCCUACUCGCCGCAAUUAUCUGGCUUCUCGCACAUUACGAUGGCCACUACAUGCCGAAAUGGCCCUUCGAAAUCAACCUCAACUCCGCCAUCGCCCUCCUCUCGACCUUUCUCCGCGCCGCCAUCGUCGCAGCUGUGGCAGAAAUCAUCGGCCAGAUCAAAUGGACCUGGUUCGCUGAACAGACCCGGCCCCUCCAGCACCUCCAGGACUUUGACGCCGCGAGUCGCUCCAUCCUCGGCUCCACGAAGCUCCUGGCGAUGCUCAUGUGGAACCUGGGCUUCUCCUCCACGGGCUUCCUCGCCAUCGGUGCCGCCACCGUCACGAUUGCUAGUCUGGCGGUCGGCCCCGUCACACAGCAGGCCGUCCGCACGGUGACUUGCCCGAUGCUGGAGGAUAACAUCGUGGCUAGGAUCCCCGCCGCGAACUAUGUACCGGGGUCGUCUGCGUACUACCGCGUCGGCGCCGGGUCUUACGAGAUCGAGGUGGACAUGAAGAGUGCCAUGAUCCAGGGGAUCACGGAUCCAGGUAGCCAGGACAGUAAUGUCCAAGUCUUCUGCCCCAGCGGAAACUGUACGUGGGCGGACUACGGCACAGGUGUCACACACGCGAGCAUCGGGAUGUGUAGCAAAUGUAUCGACACGACGAGCUUCGUCAGCGAGCCCAACACGGUGGGAAACCUCUCGCUGCCAGACGACGGCGCCAUCAUCAAUAUCCUGGCCGGCAAGUACAUGUGGAUGGGCCACAGCAACCUGACAGCGUACACGAAGCUCUUCAGCGACGACUUCGCCGCGGCUGCCGCGGUGUCAAUGGCCAACUUUAGCAUGCUCAUGAUUUCGACGUCUCCUUGCACAUCGGACAACUCUACGGGUAUCUCGAAGCUUACGUGCCCGCAUCGUCUUUCGCAAUCCGACGAUAGCUAUUUCAGCGACCUUGGGGAUUACGUCGCCGCCUCGUGUAUCCUGUACCCGUGCAUGAAGGAGUAUCACGCGCGGUACGUGAACAACACGCUGACGGAGACCCUGGUUCGCACGACGACGGCUGUAUCUAAUCCCGCUGAGAACGCGGCAUCGGGAUACUCGGUAUAUGGCAACUACACAGCGAGACAGAGCCCGUGUGUUAUUGACAACGGCACCUGGUACGAUUCUACCAAUCAAAGCCAGGCCUUGGACAUCCCCGGACGCAUCUGGACGAACUUCAGCACGAGCGGCAGCGACGAGGUCAGCCGCGUGCCCAACGAAUGCUUGUACAAGAUGGACGGGAUCUUCUCCUCCGCAAUAUCGACCUUCCUCAAGGUGAGCUUGCUAAGCGCCUCGUGCCGGUACGACUCCAUGCAGAGCGGGCACCUCAACUGCUACGACUCGUGGUGGCUCACGCCGCUAUGGGCCGACAUGAACGCCACCGUAACCAGCCUCACGAGCGCCGUCGACGACUUUGCCUGGGCCGUGACGAACAAGCUCCGGAUGACGGGGCUCGGACCGGACGUCGUUCCUGGAGCGGACGCUCUGUUGAACCGGCGGGCCGAAGCCUUGGGCGAGGUGUGGGCGAGCUCGACGUGUACCUACUUUGACAGGGAGUACAUCGCGCUGCCCAUCAUUUUGGUCGGUCUCUGCGGGAUCCUUCUGGGCUGGAUCAUUCUCAAGAACUACAACGACCCGGAGCAACCCGUUUGGAAGGGCAGCGUGCUACCUCUGUUGUUCUUUGGGCUGCACGAUACCAUGGGACCAAAGGGGACUGCGGGCGGAGCGGGCAACGGCGCCGGCGAUCAACCCAGAGACGGGGGACGCAUCGCGAGAAAUUUGACGUUUUUCAAGGAGAAUGGUCGAACAGCGCCAGAGCUGUAUCGGAUUCAGCAGGAGUCGGGCCGGAUGCGGGUGCGAUUUCACGGCGGGACGGAUCCGGGAUUUUUGGAUCUGGGGACGGGGAGGAGUGAUCCGGAGGCCGCGAAUGCGUCAUUAGUGCCGGGGCAGGGUGACUCGCGUGGCACCAAGAUGAGAUGA